AUGAAGGGAAUGACAUUGCACAGUUUAUGUUACUCUUCUUACUACAAGGUGUGUCUUAUGGCGAUGUUGUUAUCGGUGUACGGAUCUACCGCAUGGGCUGAAUACUCCGUUCAAAUAAACAGCACCAUUUCCGUUAAUCCUAACGGCGCCGGAAAUUUCACAACGAUCCAAAGUGCAAUCGAUUCCAUCCCUCUUUAUAACGAAAACUGGAUCCAUAUCCUCAUAGAAAACGGCACUUACAACGAGAAAGUGACGAUACCAUAUAAUAAAAGUUACGUAUAUUUACAAGGCGGAGGAAUUGAAAAGACGAUAAUAGCUUACAACGAUCAUCAGUUCACCGAUUCUAGCUCCACUUUCACGGCCUUUUCUGACAACAUCAUCAUCUCAGGAAUCACUUUCAAAAAUACUUAUAACAUCGGAGAUAUAGACACACCUAUUAAACCAGCGGUAGCUGCGAGAUUGCUUGGAGACAAGUACGUAGUGCUCGACUCUAGUUUUGAUGGUUUCCAAGAUACACUGUACGACUGUUUAGGUAGACAUUACUACAAAAGAUGUGUUAUCACCGGUGGCAUCGACUUCAUUUUUGGCUAUGCCCGAUCCCUUUACGAGGGGUGCACGUUGAAUGUAACGGUGGGAACCUAUGGACCAGACAGAGCGUUCGGUACGAUAACAGCGCAAGGAAACCAGUCACCGACGGCUGAGGGAGGAUUUGUGUUCAAUGACUGCACCGUUACGGGAAACGGCAAGGCUUUACUGGGACGAGCAUGGGAACCUUACGCUCGUGUCAUCUUUUACCGUUCCGAGUUAAGCGACGUAAUUUUGCCAAUUGGUUGGGAUGCUUGGAACGCAAAAGAACAAGAGGGCCAUAUAACGUUUGUGGAGUAUGGUUGUAUUGGAGCCGGAGCAAACACGUCACAGAGAGUGCCAUGGAUCAAGAAGGAGAGUGAAGAAUACGUUCUUAACCUCACCAGUCGUUCCUUUAUCAACCAAGAUGGUUGGCUUGAUAGGCUCCCUAUGAAAUUUUAGAACUGAUUGUAGUACGGAUUAGCUAG
Molecule: messenger RNA, 1052 nt
Organism: Camelina sativa (false flax)
Lineage: Eukaryota; Viridiplantae; Streptophyta; Magnoliopsida; Brassicales; Brassicaceae
Product: putative pectinesterase 10
Biological process (GO): cell wall modification; pectin catabolic process
Molecular function (GO): pectinesterase activity
Source: RefSeq, a predicted model, not a curated record